Cladocopium goreaui is the source of this 655-nucleotide messenger RNA. The record is from the annotation of a GenBank genome assembly. NCBI's taxonomy places the organism in Eukaryota, Dinophyceae, Suessiales, Symbiodiniaceae.
AGACUGUGUUCAGAGUUCCGGAGACUUACCAUGGCUCCCCUCGAGACUUUCGAGCUUGGGAUUUCAGUGUUCAGUUUCGAUGAGGACUACACCUACAGCUUGCUAGAGCCCGUAUUUAGCGGACUAUGUCAUGGUGCUGACUAUGAGCGACUCAGUGAGAAGAACCAGAAACGAUUUUCUUCGGAACUCGACAAAUGUCAUUUACAAAGCAUUGAUCCUGCAGAUUGCGAUGGCUACAUUGACUCAUUGCUUCAACUAUGCAGCGUGAUCACCAGAGAAUGCACCGGAAAAGAUUUUCAGCAAUGGCAACUGGGAGAGGCGGCUCUCUCUGAGCUACGAAAAGCAUGGAGACAUUUUGUGCAUCUUAUUUCAGUCCGAGAUUUUGACUGGGAAAACUUGCAGGAUUUAGAUGGUGAAAAACCAGGUGAUAAGGCCUCGGCCAAGUUGAAAAUGCUGCGAUUUGUGAUUUCGCAGAAGCUCAUGGUGCCUUUACAAAUGUGGGCCUUGUUGUUGAAGUUGGCCGCUGGACAUGGAGCCACGGUCCCCAAACAUGCUAUGAUGCAACGACGCGGAUGAGACGCAACAGGACUGGAGCCGAAAGCUGCGGAUUGAUGAUCGAUGCCUCGAAAAAGAGUGGCCGUGACAGGUCGAAAAG